AUGUCUAAAAACCAUGCUCUUUCACUUGAGCUUCCGUGGGUGGAAAGAUACAGACCCAAGAAACUCGACGAUAUUGUUGGAAAUGAAGAAACCAUAGAAAGAUUGAAGCUCAUUGCUGAGGACGGUAACAUGCCCCAUAUGAUCAUCUCAGGACUUCCUGGUAUAGGUAAAACCACGUCGGUUCAUUGUUUAGCCUACGAGCUUUUGGGCCCUGACUUGGUUCUGCAAGCUACAUUGGAGCUCAAUGCUUCUGAUGAUAGAGGUAUCGAUGUGGUCAGAAACAAGAUCAAGCAGUUUGCUCAAACCAAGAUCCUGUUACCACCUGGAAGACACAAGAUCAUUAUCUUGGAUGAAGCUGACUCUAUGACCCCAGGUGCCCAACAGGCUUUGCGUCGUACAAUGGAAUUGUACUCGAAUACUACAAGAUUCGCCUUUGCAUGUAACCAGUCGCUGAAGAUCAUCGAGCCUUUACAGUCUAGAUGUGCCAUUCUAAGGUACAACAAGCUUGCCGACGACCAGGUGUUGUCGCGUCUUUUGGAGAUUACGAAGAUGGAGGAUGUCAAGUAUAACUCAGAGGGUUUGAAGGCUCUUAUUUUCACUGCUGAGGGAGAUAUGCGUCAAGCCAUCAACAACUUGCAAAGUACAGUGGCUGGCUUUGGGUUUGUGGAUGAUGUGAACGUGUUCAAGAUCGUUGAUCAACCACACCCACUUGUAAUUAAGAAAAUCUUGAACGCGUGCGUUGUGUCCAACUCUAUUGACGAGGCUAUUGAUCUUCUCGAUUCCUUGUGGAAAAAGGGAUACUCAGCCAUUGACAUUGUCACCCUGAGCUUCAAGGUCGCCAAAACUUUACCUGGCGUUAAUGAGCUGAAACGUUUGGAUAUUAUCAAGGAGAUUGGUUUCACGCAUAUGCGUGUCUUGGAAGGUGUGCUGUCGUAUCUACAAUUGUGUGGUAUGUACGCUAAACUAGCAGCAUUACCGUGA
This is a messenger RNA of Candidozyma haemuli, 981 nucleotides long. RefSeq names its product replication factor C subunit 4 (gene RFC4). The record is from RefSeq and is a predicted model, not a curated record. The transcript has a single exon. The coding region runs from base 1 to 981 and encodes 326 amino acids. Gene Ontology annotation, molecular function: DNA binding; ATP hydrolysis activity; ATP binding. Gene Ontology annotation, biological process: DNA-templated DNA replication; DNA repair. Gene Ontology annotation, cellular component: nucleus; Rad17 RFC-like complex; Ctf18 RFC-like complex. Lineage: Eukaryota; Fungi; Ascomycota; Pichiomycetes; Serinales; Metschnikowiaceae.